Molecule: messenger RNA, 5702 nt
Organism: Bursaphelenchus okinawaensis
Lineage: Eukaryota; Metazoa; Nematoda; Chromadorea; Rhabditida; Aphelenchoididae
Source: the annotation of a GenBank genome assembly
AUGUCGAAAACGUUCGUCGACUUUCUGCCAAAUGCUUUUAUGGCUGGCAUUGGGGCUUUCCUGGAUUCGUCCAUCGACGACUUUUUCGUCUCAGUCUUUGGGGCCGAAAGUAGAUGGAAAUGGAACGGUAAAUAUAUUGAGGUUACUGUAUUUUUGCUAUGGUUUUACUUAUAUUGUACUUGAUGUACUUGGGUCAAAAUUCAUUUUUUUUCGAAAAAUGAAAAUAAAAUUUAAAAAAUUGUAGCAAAAUUCGGAAUUUAAAAAUUUUUUGGAAUUUAAAAUUUUUAGUGGGUAUGUUAUCUGUAAACGUAUUUUACAGUAACCUUUUAUUUUUCAGCACGAACAAGUGGUAUAGUACUGGUAGCUUCAGUAGGAUCGUAUUGUGCCUAUAGGAUAUGUAGUAAAUACUUUGGCAAUGGCUUUGUAUGGACAUUGCUGGAUUCGACCAGACUUGAUCAGAUCCCCAGAGCUGACAGCCGGCUUCUUCAUCCUGCUGCUGAGGUAAGGCAUUUGUUGAUAUUCUUAAUGGUUAGAGGGGGUUUUUAUUAGGUUGUUCACGUAAUUCUGUGCCUUUUACUUCCUAAAAUUUGCUUUGAGAGAGGGUACAGAAUUUGGUAAACAAACUAUUACAUUAAUACGUGAUCUUAAGUUGUAGAACACCGUUGAAGAUUGUUAUAGGUGGUUUAAUAUAAGGUUAAGCUUAGGAAUAGUGCUUUAUACCCUAAAAGAAGCCUAUUUAUGUCACGGUAUACGAUGAAACUAAAGUAAACACAAAAACAUGAUUGUACAACACAUUUCCUUUUAAUUUUAUUGUUAUACGAAAAGAGAAACGACCGUAAACGAAACUUUGAUUAAAGUGUCAACCAGAAUAUCGCUUAUUUUAUGGCGACAAGGAACCGUUUCAAGCUUCUGAGUCUAAAAUACGUUGGACUCAACUCUGAAUCUUGAAUACCUUCAACUCAAGUUAUUUUUGUCUUGGGUUUUCUAUAGUGCUACCAAAUUUUAAUGAGUAGAUUCAUUGGUACAAGUUUUUUAUGAGUUUUUUAAUUUUUUUUAUGAUGGGAGGGCAAGUUUGUUACCUAAAAUAAUAAUAUUACAAAUUUUUAUUACGCAUUUGUAUUCUGAAUCCUGAAGAAAAGCUGUAGCUGCGACAGAUGAUCUGUAGCUGUUGUUAAAGCCAAUGUUAGCUAGUUUUCAUAAAGAAAGGUGAAAACCCAUUUGAAGGUAUAUGUAGUUUACUAGGAAUGACUUAUAAGAUAUUGUUUGUAUUACUUUCCUCUUUCUAUUAGGUUGUUCAAUUAAUCCGGUUCUUCCUUUCAAAACAAUUCUUCAAGGCACAGAAUUUGAACAACCUAAUAUUACUCUAAUAUUAAGUUGCUCAAGUUUUACUACAAGCUUCUGUACAUUGUUGACCUUGAAGUUCAGCUUAAUUUGCAUAUUCGUAUCAAAGCUCAGAAGCUUAGCGAUGUCACUUGCUCGAUGACACGAUGUCACUCGAACUUUAUGGAUAAUAUCCAAAGCUAAAAGAAAGGGCUUAUUUAGUAUAGUUACAAAAGGAAUGUCUCUUCUGAAGCUCAUCGUUUCUAGAUUCCUCUUUCAAAUAGCGAUCGUAUACGAUGACUUACGUAUAUAAUGCAUCUUCCGCCUUUGCAUAACGAAUUCUCACUUUUGUCGCUCUUUAAGAGGGUUUUUAGUAAAGUGAGGUGAUUGUGGGGUGGUAUUGUUGUGGGAGUACGGUGAUCGAAAUGGUAUAGAGUGGGAAGGAGUAAUGGGGGUUAAAGGAGGAUGAUAUAUUCUUGUAACGUCUUUUUGGUGCCAGUAAGUAUUUUUAUGUACUGUUAUAGUGUUUCCGCAGUUUAUAAUAGCAAUAGGAUACAUUUAGUUUUUUUUAACGUUAUUACUAUGUAAAGACCUAUAUUAUAGUACUUGUAGGCUGUGAAGAGUAAAGAUAUUUUAGAAAAAUCUUAACCACAAGGAAUGUCUCGUAUUUUACGCUUCUUAAAGAUAAAUUUAGAUAAAAUUUUGUUUUUAAAAGACGAAUAAAGUCAAGUUGAAAAUAUGCUUUUAUAUAAUAACACAAUACAGCCUACGGCAGUUCUUCAAUGAUGACAUAAGCGGCACAGUAGGCUUUUUUCGUGGAAAAACCGGUAAAACUUGAAACGAAAUAGGUGAAUUCUCAAACACUGUUCCCAAUUCUGAACCCAGUUUAUAUUGAAAUGGUGUAUUUUGGUCUACAGAACUUGGAGUCGAAAAGCUUACUUUAGAUUUUAGUGUUAAAGAGGCUUACAAUUAGGUUUUUGCAAGGUUAACACCUUUUUUGCUGCAAAAUUAGGGUAAAAGCUGUGUAAAAUGACAAAAUUUUGUCGAAAAGUAGCUACAAUAAGGUUCUUUUUUGAUUUAUCUUUUUGGUCUUUGAACGACAUAGUUUAAAAAGCUUUUUUAAUAUGAUAUAUACCAGUAUUUACUAUAAUAUACACCAGUUUUACACUCAAAUUUCUGACCAUACCGGUUCAACAUCCACGCUCACUUUGCCGUGUCGCUUCAUGUCACUCAAAGUGCAAACAGUUUUAACCGUUUGAGAAUAAGGUCACCACACCUGUUUGUCGAACGUCGUGACUACAACCUCAUGUUAUGGUAGGGAUCAUAACCGUUUUGUCAAGUUCGAAGCGAAAAGGGUCAUGUUCAAGUGGUUGAGGAAGGGAGCUGAACUCUGGUUUUGGGUUUCUGUUUAAUGGCCUUGUUUUAUUUACAGACUCUGGUGUUUGAAUGUGUUUUUGCAAUAUAAUGUCGUUUUUUGAACUUUGGAUAUUUUUAAAAUUUGAAAUAAGAUUGGACGGAUCAAGUGCAAUAUCAAGUUGUUAGACUUUUGUUCUAUGCCAUUUUUAUUUCAACAAAUUUAAGAUUUUAAAUUUUAUAUUACCUUUUUACCACUCUUGCGCGAUUGCCCUAAAAAUUAAUUUAAAUUUUGAUUUUUGGCGCCAAAGUAGCAUCGGCCGAACGGAAUGCCAGAGGAUUUCUCCUGUUUCCCGAGAAAUUGCCCAAAUGGGUGUAGAUUUCACGAAAUGGGUGUCCAAUUAUGUCAAUCUUGUUUGAUACGAACAUAUUAUAGGUUGUAUAAGGUUUUAAAGGUUUGUUAAACACUUAAAAUUAUAUUACUAUAGGUAAUAAAUGGUGUUUUUGCAUUAAAAUAGACGAAAACUUGUAGAAAUAGGUAUAGAAUGUGUAUAAAAAGGGUUUAGCAAGUUAGACAUAGGGUUUUAGUGUAUUUUAACAACAGUUUUACUUAAUUUUAUCAAUCAUUUUCUUUUUCAGGGCUUUUUCUAUCCAAGGAGGUCAGGAGAUUCAGAAGACGAACCACACAAGAAAUUAGCUUCGUUGAAGCCGAUUCAAGCUGAAUCAGGUAGAAAGUACAAGAUCUCGGCUACACGGUCAGGAUCACCGAUUAGGAUAUUGUGUGAUGGCGAAGGAUUGAGGAAACGGCCAUCUAAAAAGGGAUUAGAAGGUAUAAGUCAAGAUGCAAGUGUUAAGAAGAGCAUUACCACACGGAUUGCUGGACUGGGAGAUGAUUUGGAUAAUAUUGAGUAAGUUUUUUGUCUUUUUGUUGUGUUUUUGUUGAUUUUAGGUAACAAAAUUGUGCUAACGUUUAGAAAUUGUCAUUUUGUCUAGUAUAAUGUAGGGAAAUUGAAGAAAAAUUGUUGAAAUGUGGCAAAAUUUGUACCUUUUGGUAAAGAAGAAGCUGUAAUAGGUAUUUUUUAAGAUGAUAAAAAUAAAAAAUCUUAGUUUUUAUUAAUAAUUCUUUAAAAUUGCAAAAAUAUUACGUUUUUAGUGCGAAAUCAGACCUAACAUCGAUAAGUCGAGUCGUCCCAGCAUCGAUUGUUUCCAAUGCCAUUUAUGAUGUAGAUGGAGAUCUAUUAGACGAUCUUCCGGAUGAGUAUCCGUCUUCCCAAUGCAGUGUCAAGUACACGGAAUCAGAAGCUGGCUGGGAGGAGGAUUCGUUCACUCACGGAUUCUCUGCCAUGAAUCCAUGCUUUUCUGGAUCGCCUACACCUUCAGACAUUAGUAAUCUGUCUUGUGUGAAGAAUCUGAAGAGGCUACUGCAAGAAAAAGGAGAUGUGUCGACUUCGGCAUCUGUUGUAUUGGAAAAAGUGAGUUUAUGACGUGGUUUGUAUUAUUUUAGGUAGAUUAUGUGAUCAAAAGGUUUUUUAUUUGAGUACAAGAUGCGUUUUAAUGUGGUAUAGUUGACUAUAUUAAUAUUUUGAUAAAUUUUGAAGCAAAUAGCAUUAAAAACAUCUCAUAUAACGUAUUUCAGCUGAACACAUCCAACAUGUCUACAAUAUCGGAUAUGGAGGACAAUUGUUCAGGUCUUCACAACAUUGCCGAGAUGAUUCAAUCUAAAUGUUCAGCACAGAAUGUUCAGUAUAUGUAUGAAAGUGUACACCUUGGCGAUGCCAGCACGUCUUUUGAUACGAUGUCAGUUAUGAGCUUCCAAAGCACAUCUAGUUUCAGACGAAUGGCAAAGCCUAAAGGGUAAGUUUUUUGGAAGUUUAUUACAACAUUUAUUACAAUUGUGAGGUUUUAUAUUGAAGUAAAGGUAAUUAUGAAUGUUAUUACAAUAAAUUUUUUCAUUUUUAAAUUGAUAAACGAUUAUUUUAUGCUAAUAUCUUAUUUUUUAAACCUAUUUUAACGAUAUUAUUUUAGAUUGUAUGACUUAACUACAAGGCCUUCUCUCUCCCCAACGCCUUCAACGUUCUCUCGUCGUUCUUCGAUCAAGGUCCGAUCUCCAUUGGCCGUGUCUUCUCAGAAUGUCGAGAAGUCAUUUCAGGUCAAGCCAACGAUUGUGACCAUAACUGACGAGGGCGAUGUGAAGAAUGUGAUGACAGAUUCGUGUUUUAGCAGGAGUUCAUUCAGCUCCAAUCCGGGGUAAGAGAUUUUAAAUUUCUUUAAAAGUAUUUUAAAAAGUUUUAUAAAAGUGCACUAUAAAUCUGCACUUUUAUGACGUUUUAAAGUUUCUGCAUAGUAUGAGGUCUUUAUGUUGUUUAACAUGUUAUAAUCGUUAUUGUAAUGUAAAAGUAAUUUAAAUGGCUGUAAUAAUUGAAUAAAUGUGUUUUAGGGUAUUUCGACGAUCAACAAUGUUUGAUUCAGGACUAUCGACGGAUUUCACAUCAGAAGACGACAGGUCGAGCAUAGGUGGAUGUUCCAGAGCUAAUGGAAUGUCAUAUGAAGGCGCAACGGGUAAUAAGUAAGCUUUUAAAGUGUAAAACGAGGGUGUAAAAAGUCUCGGCGAUUUUGGACCGGAAAAUUAAUAUAGAUUGGCGACAAGACUUUUUAUAUUUAUAGUUGUGGACUAAUAUUGACAUUGGAGCGUCAGUUUUUUGUUCAAAUAGUUAUGUACCUUCUUUCAAAGCAAAUUGUAGGGGGUGGGAGCACAGAAUUAUAUGAACAACCUAAUAUUUAUGGUUUUAAGUAUUGAAGUCUUAAUUGAAGGUAAUAGAGCUACCUAUACCUAUUUGAAAGGUUAGUACAAGUCUACUUUUUCCAGAAUGACAUGGCUAGACAAGAUCCUCGAGCAGAACACUCCACAAAGCUCUCCCAAACACACUCCACGAUCGGUUACAGGCUCAGUAGCCUCGAUCAACAUCUCUGCCCCCGACUUUGAAUGGGAAGACGACCCUACCCUUACUGUAGAUGGAACCGAAGUUUGA